Molecule: messenger RNA, 7347 nt
Organism: Siniperca chuatsi (mandarin fish)
Lineage: Eukaryota; Metazoa; Chordata; Actinopteri; Centrarchiformes; Sinipercidae
Product: glutamate receptor 2-like
Exons: 19
Coding region: 235-2886 (883 amino acids)
Biological process (GO): synaptic transmission, glutamatergic; monoatomic ion transport; modulation of chemical synaptic transmission
Cellular component (GO): dendritic spine; postsynaptic membrane; AMPA glutamate receptor complex
Molecular function (GO): transmitter-gated monoatomic ion channel activity involved in regulation of postsynaptic membrane potential; AMPA glutamate receptor activity
Source: RefSeq, a predicted model, not a curated record
GUGCCUCAUCGGUAUUCCUAGGCAAUCCUCGGCGCGCGCCCGCAGUCCAGCAGCAGCAGCAGCAGCAGCGGCACGCGCAUCUCAUGAGAGAGGAUAGGGCAUCUGCAGAGCUCGAGACGCUUCUGAGCUUGGAAUGACGCCAUGAGCUCGCAUCGUGUGUGAUGGAGGUGAUGUUUUGGUAGGAACCGCUACCGUAGGUUGCUGUGGCGUCGCGUGAGGAGCCUGAACACGACCAUGAAGCUGCUGUUUGUGGUAACACUUUUAUGGCGCGAGGCGUUGUGCGGAUCUCCCAGCGUCCAGAUCGGUGGUUUAUUCCCCAGGGGUGCAGAUCAGGAGUACAGUGCAUUCAGAGUUGGCAUGGUUCAGUUUGGGAUGGCAGAUUUCAGACUGACUCCGCACAUAGACAACCUGGAGGUGGCCAACAGCUUUGCUGUCACUAACUGCUUUUGUUCCCAGUUCUCUCGAGGUGUCUACGCCAUUUUUGGCUUCUACGACAAGAAGUCGGUCAACACCAUCACAUCCUUCUGUGAGACACUUCAUGUCUCCUUCAUCACACCUUCUUUCCCAGCAGAAGGAAUGAAUCAGUUUGUUCUCCAGAUGAGGCCGGACAUCAAGGGGCCACUAGUUUCAUUAGUGGAGUACUACAAAUGGGAAAAGUUUGCCUAUCUAUACGACAGUGAUAGAGGUCUUUCUACUCUUCAGGUAAUACUGGACACUGCAGCAGAGAAAAAAUGGGUCGUCACAGCGAUAAAUGUAGGAAACUUGAAAGAUGAGAGGAAAGACGAAGCCUACCGCUCCCUAUUUCAGGACCUGGAGAUCCGUAAGGAGAGACGUAUCAUCCUGGACUGUGAACAAGACAAAGUCAAAGACAUCAUGGAACAGGUGAUCACUAUAGGGAGGCAUGUGAAGGGAUACCACUAUAUCAUCGCUAACUUGGGUUUUGUAGAUGGCGACCUCUCUAAAAUCCAGUAUGGAGGUGCGAAUGUCUCUGGGUUUCAGAUAGUAGAUUUUGAUGAUCCUGUGGUGGCAAAGUUUGACCAACGAUGGGAGGCUCUGGAAGAGAAGGAGUAUCCAGGAGCUGAUACACGGAUCAGAUAUACUUCAGCCCUCACCUAUGAUGCCGUCCAUGUGAUGACUGAGGCGUUCCGCUUCCUUCACAAGCAGAGAAUAGACAUGAGUCGUCGUGGCAACAGUGGGGACUGUCUGGCCAAUCCAGCAGUGCCCUGGGCACAGGGGGUGGAGAUUGAACGUGCCCUCAAACAGGUGCGUGUAGAUGGUUUAACAGGAAACAUUCAGUUUGACCAGUACGGGAAGAGAAUCAACUACUCAGUGACAAUCAUGGAGCUGAAGAACAAUGGACCUGUAAAGAUUGGCUAUUGGAAUGAGGUGGAUAAGAUGGUGGUGACAAAGUCAGAUCUUUACCCUAACGACACCAUGGGAAUGGAAAACAAGACAGUCAUCGUUACAACUAUACUGGAAGCCCCCUACGUAAUGCUGAAGAAGAAUGCUGAGCUGUUUCAAGACAAUGACCGUUAUGAAGGUUAUUGUGUUGACCUGGCCGCGGAGAUUGCAAAGCACUGUGGUAUACGCUACCAGCUAAGGAUUGUGGGAGAUGGCAAAUACGGAGCAAGAGAUGCAGAAACCAAGAUCUGGAACGGUAUGGUCGGAGAGCUGGUGUAUGGGAAAGCAGAUAUAGCAGUUGCUCCCCUGACGAUCACUCUUGUUCGUGAAGAGGUGAUAGAUUUCUCCAAACCCUUCAUGUCCUUGGGAAUCUCCAUCAUGAUCAAAAAACCGCAGAAAUCCAAACCAGGAGUCUUCUCCUUUCUGGACCCACUGGCCUAUGAAAUCUGGAUGUGCAUUGUCUUCGCCUAUAUAGGAGUUAGUGUUGUACUCUUUCUGGUAUCCAGAUUCAGCCCCUAUGAGUGGACGCUAGAGGAGCCAGAGGACGGAGCGUUGCCACUGACAACCGAAUCCACCAAUGAGUUUGGGAUCUUUAACUCCCUUUGGUUCUCUUUGGGUGCAUUCAUGCGGCAGGGUUGUGACAUCUCACCAAGGUCUCUGUCAGGUCGUAUAGUUGGGGGUGUGUGGUGGUUUUUCACUCUGAUCAUUAUCUCAUCAUACACUGCCAACCUGGCUGCCUUCCUGACGGUGGAGAGGAUGGUUUCUCCCAUCGAGAGUGCUGAAGACCUGGCUAAACAGACAGAGAUAGCAUAUGGAACUCUGGACUCUGGAUCCACCAAGGAGUUCUUCAGGCGCUCUAAAAUCGCCUUGUUUGACAAGAUGUGGCAGUACAUGAAAUCAGCAGAACCUUCUGUCUUCGUUAAGAAAACAUCGGAGGGCGUCCUGCGUGUCAGGAAGUCCAAAGGGAAGUAUGCCUACCUGCUAGAGUCCACCAUGAACGAGUACAUUGAGCAGAGGAAACCCUGCGACACCAUGAAAGUGGGAGGAAACCUGGACUCUAAAGGCUACGGCAUCGCCACACCCAAAGGAUCCCCAUUAAGAGUACCAGUUAACCUUGCCGUAUUGAAACUGAAUGAGCAAGGGACCCUAGACAAGAUGAAAAACAAGUGGUGGUACGAUAAAGGAGAGUGUGGCUUCAAGGACUCCACCAAUAAGGAGAAGACCAGUGCUCUGUCUCUUAGUAAUGUAGCAGGAGUCUUCUACAUCCUGGUUGGCGGUCUGGGUCUGGCCAUGAUGGUAGCACUGGUAGAGUUCUGCUACAAGAGCCGUGCUGAGGCCAAAAAAAUGAAGAUGAAAUUCACAGAUGCAAUGCGCUCCAAAGCUCGUCUGUCCAUCACAGGAUCGACCAGUGAGAAUGGUCGUGUCCCUGUGGCUUACCUCCGUCCAGGAUUACCCAUGAGCCUCAGCAUGACUGAUCUCUCCUGACCAUGCCCGAGCCAGUGCCUUACUGCCAGUCGACACACAUCCUCCCUUCCCCUCUGAAAGAGAAUGGAAAUACAUGUCAUCUCCUUCAGUGACCAAUUACCACUCACCAUGGGUGAUCUGCCCCGAUUUUCAAUCUGGAGUUAAGCCAAUCAUAUCUCUCUGAGGACUCCUGAUCUUACUCUUUAACAUCUAGCCUAGAAAGACUGGACAGAUGUUGUCCUCCCACCACUUGGCUGUCAGGCUUCAGCAAAGACCUGCCCACCUACGAAGUGAAUCACUUGACCAUCAGUGAGAAAAAUGGCUGGUCAUUUACAAAUUCACAAAAAACAAUCAAGCACAGUGGACAGUUUUCUAAACAAACACACAUCAUUGUUUCAUAGAUUUUUGUCAUGGAGGCUCCUCUUGUAUAGAAAAUAAGGACAAUAGCGAUGCUGACUUAACGCAAUAACAAAUUAAUCAGGAAUGUGAUCAGGAAUUGUGGGUAUAAAAUCAGAAUCUUGGUUAAAAUGAGUGCAAGUGCUAUGAACAAAAACAGCGUCCUGAAAAAUCAUAUCCAUGAAAUAGUAGUAAUUGUGAUAGCAGAUAAUGAUAAUGAUGUUAUUGUUCCUAAUUGUUUUGCAUAUUUCUGCCUGAAAAUCCCUAAUUAGUAGAGACUUUUACCAGACCCAAGAGAAGCAUGGACUGGUACACACACGCACACACAUACACAUACAACACUUGUACAACACACAUACACAAAACCACCAGUAUAACACAUACAAUAUACACAGGGAUGGGCAAAAGCAAGUCAAAAUGUAUGUUGAUUCAAAAUUAUCACAAUUUCUUUUAAAGCCCCUUUGUGUAGGAUUUGAACACAUUCUGACUGACACCUAGUGGUAGCAUCAAAAAACAGCAAACAAAUGCAACCCGGGAACACUGAGAAGGACUGGGUUGAAAGCAACACAGUCAAUCCCGGUGAAAAGUGGUGCAAAGUCUUCUACAAAAAAAACUUAAGCCAUCACAAUAGUUUGAAAGACACUAUAAACACAGAAUCCUACACCUAGGGGCUUUCAUAAAAUGUACUACACCACUCAUAGAUAGAUUGAAUGAUCAAACAAAAGCCAAAAUAAAUUAACUGCACACGUAUUCAGACACAAAUUUACUACUUCAUUUGAUAAGUUAGCAUUUGGUUCUUGGUGGUACUACUGUGCUUACAAGUUAUACAGUAUCCUAUUAAUACAUUUUGUAGUGUCUUAACUUAAGUAUUACUUUAAAUGACUUUGACUCCCUAGUUUACAUUUUGCUCUUGUUUAUGGGUAAUAGCAUAACAUUCAAAAUGAUUGUUUGGCUGUGUGAAGCACACAACUCUUCUACCAUAUGACAGUCAGAUAGCAUAUGGCGAAAGGGUAUUAUGGCCAUCCUAGAUCAUGUGAAGUCAGUUAAACUACUUUUUAUUACCAGAACUCUAAUUUGGGCUUAAGCAACAUUACUUUUUUUAGUCCCGGUCCACUGUCAUGACGUGUAAUACAUCACUGGUGUGCUCAGAUGCUUGUCUGCUCUGUGAAAGUAGUGAAAGCAUCACGACAGCAGCAUCUUCAUUCCUCCAAAAUGAAAAAAUUGCAGGUUAGGCGUUUUUUGCAAAUUAACUUGUAUAUUUAUUUAUUUUGGACCAAAAGUAUUGGACAGCCUUGUUUGUAAGAUUUCCGAUACUCAGAGAACCAUACUGUUAUGUUUAUUUUUGAAGAAGAUAUCUGUGUCUUUAGGUGGCAGGGGGCCACUUUGAGGGCCCCUGUCUCCUGAAUGGUUGGUCAUUCUGGUUAGUCAAACCUCAUUCUAACACAUAUGAGUUAACACGUAGGAAAAAAUGUGUUCAAAUCAAUAGUGCCCCAUGCCUUCCGCCACAGUACUGUAGUGCACUCGGAAGUGUAUUGGCAGCGCUCACAGACAAUGUAACUGUAAUGUUGUGUGCAUAAGUUAAAGGAAAAUAGACUUGAAGCAUGAAAAUAUGCGUGGACAGCUAUAUUGAUUAAAAUUGAACGCGCAUCUGUUACAUCAGACAUGCAUGAGGCGGACGACUGAAACGUGCCUGUUGUAGUCGGUAGGUGGGUUUCCCAUCCACCUGUUUUUAUGCGCAUUUUCAAUUUAUGGAUUUACGGGCGGCUGAGGCUGAGCGGUAGAGCAGGCUGUGCUUCACACAGGUGUGUGAGUGUGUGUGAAUGAUUAGACAAUGAUUGGACACUGUUUUCAGAAUCAAGACGUUUCGGCUCCCAUCCGCAAGUCAUUCUCAAUUGACUUCUGGACUAAAUUGGUGGAGUCCCCCUUUAAAAAUAUGUUCAUAUGUAAUAAAUAUGUUCAUAUAGAUAUAGUACUUCCAAUACAUAUGAGGAAUACUGUCCAUCCCUGUCUAUAGGUCAGCACACAAAUAUAGCAACAUAGACACAAAUACACAUCCCUAAUCACCUAUACAGUACAUCAGUACACACUGACAUGCAUUAUCACCUGUGAAACACACUUCUACCCUAACAUUUGCACGUGCACAUGCACAGAGUAUUGUUAUACGAGUUCUGAAGCCAACUGAAUGAUGUGCCAAACAGACUGAGAGUCAAUCAGAGCUCUCCACGCUCAGUCAAUGGCAGCUGCUGAUACUGAAACCUGAGCCAAUAGGAGCUCUCACUGCUGUGAGGUGGACAAAAAACUGUGAACAAAUACCUUCCUUUUAAUAAAUAUACUGCACUGAUGAUGGCAUCAAAGACGAGGAGGAUGAAGUCGAGGAGGACAAAGGGAGGACGACGAGAACGUUUGCAUGUCACUUUGAGUUUUUUCGUUCAGAUGAACUUGUCAGCCUGAAGCUUUGUGCCUGGCUGAAUUUUAGUGUUUAAUAAUGAUAGUAAUAAGAAUAUUAUAUUAACAAUAUUAAUUGCAGUAUUAAUGUGGUUCUUGUUAUGUAUAGUGUAUGCUUUUAAGAACUCAAGUCUGCUAUUUUCUUUUACCAGGAAGCGGUUAUUUGUGCUGCUAGUUAGAAGCUAGCUGGUUAGCUGAAAAGCUUCUCCCACAACAUGAUAAAUGCCCAAGACGUGAUAAACGCCAGGUAAAGUGAAGCUGAACGUGUCAAGGUAUCUGCUUCCAUUUCUUCUCAUGGACUCAUAUCGCAUAUUGCAAUGACCACAUGUGGUAAUUAUCAUGAGAUUUUCAUGGCAUUAUAAUCAAGUGAUAAUGAGUUACCAUGGAAUGGCUCCCAAACAUGUCAACCACUGAGAGAAAUGUGAAAAUGAUCACUCUUCACCUCUGACUUUGCCUCUGGUCUAACUUCAUUUUCUAUUAAACUCAUCAAUUUUGACCAAAAUCUUGUAAGUUGCUUUCCAGCAGUAAAUUAAGUAUUGGAUAAAUGGGCACCUCAAAGACCUGCCACAUAGUGUGGGUUAUUUAUAACAUUACCACAUAUAUUAACAUAUUUAUACACAGUGUAUUGAUAGGUUCUCUGUGAUCUGACCAUUCUCAUGCCUGCACUCAAAAUGUUUUUCUUAAAAAACACACACAGAGACAUUAAACGACACUCUAACAGACUGUCCUCAGAUGAAAAACGAUUGCAUUUGUUCAAAUGCCUAAAACGACCUUUGUGUAUGAUUUAAUGACGAUGGCCUCUAGUGGUCGUAUGAAUUAUGACUUGUCUGUCAGGAAUAAUGAGGCGUGAAGUUGAUUUUAGCAUUGAAAUGCCUCGUGGGGGGGAGGUGGGGGGGGGUGGAUGGGUCAACGAAGCCUGUGACUAACACGGGAGACCACUGCUCAUUUUGCUUUUCCUUCCAACUUGCAUUUCUCAAACGCUGGUUUCUUACCAUUGGUUACCGUGACCGCAAUUGUUCCCUAACCUCCAAGAAGUUUCGGUGCCUAAACUUAAACCACACCUUACACCAGUUUCACACCAACUGCAGAUAGCUUAUGAAAGACAGUGCACAGAAGAGCAGCACAUAACCCUAGCAUCCAGGUUAAGUGCUGCUACAUCCUACAUCAGAAUCUUAACAAUUCUAAUAUAAAUUGUCUAACCUGGUAUCCCUACCUUCUCUGAGUUUCUGCCAUGCUUUAGAUUUUAUACCUGAGACCCGGUAGAAUGAGAGACUAGAGUUAGAGCACUGUGGGAAUUCAAAGAUGCAUAUAUGGACUGUUCCUCCAUUCUUCUCUACUGUAAAAUUGUUGGUGUCAUAACUUAAUGCCUCCAGUCAAUGCCAGAAUCCCAUUGGAUGUACGCCAUAGAGGUUAGCGUAUUUGGGGUGACAGUUCUGUUUAGUUGAACUAGUUGAUGGGCCGGUUGUGCAUCUGACUCUUAUGCAGGAGACCAGAGUUCACAUCCUGUUGAAGACCAACAAUUUUUGUAAACAAAUAAAGGUUCUGUUAACCUUCACUGCUCACUGAACGCAUUGUGUGUAUCUUUGAGGGCUAACAAACAUGUUGAAUGCAUUUCCUUCCUCAUUAAACAUUUACAAAGCU